Sphenostylis stenocarpa is the source of this 618-nucleotide messenger RNA. Lineage: Eukaryota; Viridiplantae; Streptophyta; Magnoliopsida; Fabales; Fabaceae. The record is from the annotation of a GenBank genome assembly.
AUGGAAACCAUUUCUUCUAUACAUCUUUUCACAACUCUUUUCAUAAUUCUUGCUUCUACUCUCACCACACAGUGUGCCAACAAAGUUAGUGAAACACCUUACCAAGAAGCAAGCACGGUGUUCAUCAGAACAUCUUGUAGCUCCACAAGUUAUCCAAGACUCUGCUAUAGCUCCUUAGUGAAGCAUGCAGACUUGAUCCAAACAAACCGUGUGCUUUUAACGGGCACGGCUCUUAAUGUGACUCUUGCAUCUGCCAAAUCGACCUCAGCAGUGAUGUCAGUGAUGGCAAAGAGGCAGGGGCUGAAGCCGAGAGAGGUUGCAGCGAUGAAGGACUGUGUGGAGGAGCUGAGUGACUCGGUGGAUGAACUGAGAAGGUCUAUCGAUGAGAUUAGUCACCUAAGAACCUCCAACUUUGAGAUGACAAUGAGUGACGUACAAACAUGGGUAAGCGCUGCUUUGACAGAUGUGAACACAUGCACAGAUGGGUUCCAAGAGAGUGCCAUAACCAUUGAUGGUACAAGCACCAAGAGCAGUGUGAGAGGACUUGUUGUGCAGCUAGCUCAGUUGACCAGCAAUGCCUUGGCUUUGAUAAAUCAGCUAGCCAAUUCUCAUGGUUAA